Molecule: messenger RNA, 886 nt
Organism: Perca flavescens (yellow perch)
Lineage: Eukaryota; Metazoa; Chordata; Actinopteri; Perciformes; Percidae
Exons: 4
Coding region: 229-876 (215 amino acids)
Source: RefSeq, a predicted model, not a curated record
UCGAAUGUUAUCAUUGGAUUGAAUGGGCGUUAUCAGUGGUUAUCAGCCUCAUAGAUAUGGGUCAGUAGGGGCCUGCUGCGCCUACUGGUAGGCUCAGAGGGCUGUUAUCAUCCAUUCGCAUGGUUAAUCACGGAUAAAUACACGAGAAGACUCCAGAUCCAAUCCCGGAGCAAUCCAGGUCUCCGCUAACCGGAAGUCUGUUGGAUAACGGCAUAUGUAUACACAGAUAUGGGAAAAGCUAUUAAGAGUGCACGCUUCAGGAGCGUUAAGAUUAAGGUGGUGAGGAGGUGUAUCACUGGCCGUGCAAAGGUUUCUUACCUUAGUCAAGGUCUUCCCCAACCCAGCACCAAACAGACCCAUCCUUCAGACCCUUCCACAUCUGUUACACCUCAGGUUGAAUCUGAUGAUGUGGCACCUAGUUCAUGUUCUGAGACUGCAUACAGUAAGGCAAAGAAGAGAGAGAUUCAUGCCUGGGAUGCAGUCAAGGAUGACCUGCUUAAGGUGUCAUUUGAAUGUUCAGCACCAAUCACUACGCAGUGUGUUGUCUGCCUAGAAGAUGCUGAUUAUAGGUGCAUUGAGUGCAGCACAACUGCAGUCUUUUGUGAGGCUUGUCUGAAGAGGACUCACAGAAAUUCACUGCACCUACCUGAUAAGUGGAAUAAUGCCUACUAUGAGCCGUUUUCCCUGGGGUUAUUCCUAUACUUACCUGAAGGCCAUAGCACCCAUGCUGUGUACAUGAAGGACAUGAAAGACAGCUCUGCACCGUCACUGUCAAUAUGUGUGUGUGUGAACCAGAAGCCUGCACUCUGCUACGGUAUGGGCUCUGGCCAGCAACAGCCGACAAGCCCCAGACAGCCUUUUCCAUCCCUCUGCUAGAGCUUUUUGU